Mustela lutreola (European mink) is the source of this 3982-nucleotide messenger RNA. RefSeq names its product HEAT repeat containing 6 (gene HEATR6). The record is from RefSeq and is a predicted model, not a curated record. The transcript is spliced from 20 exons. The coding region runs from base 25 to 3594 and encodes 1189 amino acids. Lineage: Eukaryota; Metazoa; Chordata; Mammalia; Carnivora; Mustelidae.
UCUCUGUUGUCCUACUUAGGAAAGAUGGCGGCCGUACAAGUCGCCGGCUCUCCCGGGCGCGAAGUGUCACGAGAGCCACCACCAGAGCGCAGCAGUGGAUUUCGCUGCUUGUCGGCCAGGCUCUGCGCCCUGCGCCCGGAUGACAGCAGCUCCGCCCGGACCGAGAUCCACCUGCUCUUCGACCAGCUCAUCUCUGAGAACUACAGCGAGGGCGGCGGCGUGGCUCCGGAGGAUGUCUGUACUCUUCUAGUCCAAGCUUGCCGACUGGUGCCUCUUAAUCAGAAUCAUCUUGUCAGCAAAGUGUCUCAACUUAUCCACCAUUUACUUAACAGAUUACAGGUGAUUGUGGAUGAGCAGAACCUGGCUUUCCUGCUGGGCUAUGCUAUUUCUGCUCUUCGUCAGUGUAGUUCCUGGACACACGUGGAAAUCCUUCAAGCCCUGGCAGCUCUGGUUUACUGCAAUGGCUCAAAAUGUCAAAAGUACCUCCCAGACUUGCUGGGCAAGAGUGGGAUUUUGAUGACAUUGAGUGACUCAGCUCAGCCCGACCCUGAAGUCAGGAGAGCUGCCGUGCACUGUAUGGCAAACUUGUGUCUCAGUGUGCCGGGACAGCCGUACUUGGAGGAGCCCUACCCAAAUAUCUGCUUCCAGGCUUUCUUGACCACUUUACAGUCUCCAAAAUCAUCUGAUAUGGAUGAUAUCACAUUUUGCAUGUUGUUACAAAAUGCAUUAAAAGGUAUACAGUCUCUUCUAAAUGGAGGCAAGAUGAAACUGACACAGACUGAGGAACUUGGAGCUCUGCUGGCUGUGCUAAAGAAAUCUAUGUUUCAUGGACUCCCGGGACUAAACAUAGAGCUGCCCACGGUGUUAUACCCGACUCUACUUCCUCAGUACGACGGGCGACCACCUGUCAAACCACAGCAACCUGAAUCCAGCACUUCCCGACCAACUCUGAAUAAAAAGAAAAAAUCAAAAGUCAAAUCGAAGAAAAUCCAGCAAGAAGAAGAGGAAGAAGAAGAAUCCAGUGGUGAAAGAGAGGUAGCCCCCGUCGCUGCCUCAGGCAGAGAGCACCUGCGUGAGGGGAACACUCCCUCUUCCUCGACCCUGGGAGGCCAGAGUUUGCCCGUAGAGGGAGAUGGCGCUGCCGGGAAAGACCUGUUCUCCCCGCCCAUCCGUUCUGCCAGCUGGAAAAGGGUCAGCAGUAGUGAGUCUGACUAUUCCGACGCAGAGGGAGGCAUGCAGAGUAAAAUGAGGUCUUACCAAGCCAAAGUUCGCCAAGGAGCAUUAGCCUGUUUUCUUUCUACUAUAAAAUCUAUAGAAAAAAAAGUUCUUUAUGGCUACUGGUCAGCCUUUGUUCCCGAUACACCUGAGCUUGGCAGCCCUCAGUCCGUGUCCCUGAUGACUCUUACGUUAAAAGAUCCUUCUCCGAAGACACGUGCCUGUGCUCUGCAAGUUUUAUCUGCCAUCUUGGAAGGCUCAAAGCAGUUUCUGUCUGUUGCUGAAGAUACCAGUGACCACCGAAGGGCUUUCACUCCCUUUUCUGUGAUGAUUGCAUCCAGCAUUAGAGAAUUGCACAGAUGUCUUUUGUUAGCGCUGGUGGCCGAGUCGUCCUCACAGACCCUUACUCAAAUAAUUAAGUGCCUUGCAAAUUUAGUAUCAAAUUCACCAUAUAACCGUCUAAAACUCAGCCUGUUGACCAAAGUCUGGAACCAGAUAAAGCCUUAUAUUCGCCACAAAGAUGUAAAUGUUCGAGUGUCAAGCUUUACUCUCUUGGGAGCCAUCGUGUCCACUCACGCACCUUUACCUGAAGUCCAGUUGCUCUUACAACAGCCCUGUUCUUCCGGACUCAGCAGUAGCAAUUCAGUGACUCCCCACCUCAGCACUCCUGAUUGGUGCAAAAAAGCCCCCUCAGGACCCUUUCUGGAGGAAGCAUCAGUUAGCUCCCCAAAGGGAUCUUCAGAGCCCUGCUGGCUCAUCCGACUCUGCAUUUCCACUGUUGUGCUGCCCAAGGAGGAUUCCUGUUCGGGUAGCGAUGCUGGCUCUGCUGGAGGAAGCACUUACGAACCAUCCCCCAUGCGGCUGGAGGCCUUACAGGUGUUGGCUCAUCUGGCCAGAGGUUACUUUUCAAUGGCUCAAGUGUACUUGAUGGAACUUGGAGAGGUGAUUUGCAAAUGCAUGGGGGAAGCAGAUCCGUCCAUUCAGCUUCAUGGAGCAAAGCUUUUGGAAGAACUGGGUACAGGCUUAAUUCAACAGUAUAAACCAGACUCUACCGUACCAUCUGAUCAGAGAGUGCCAGUCACCUUGGUGGUGACGUUCUGGACUAUGAUGCUGAAUGGCCCUCUGCCCAGAGCCCUGCAGAAUUCUGAGCACCCGACUCUGCAGGCGAGCGCCUGUGAUGCCCUGUCUUCCAUCCUGCCCGAAGCCUUCAGCAGCCUGCCGAGCGACAGGCAGAUCCUGUGCCUCACCAUGCUGCUUGGGCUGAACGAUAGCAAGAACCGAUUAGUGAAAGCGGCGACCUCACGGGCCCUUGGAGUCUAUGUGCUUUUCCCCUGUCUCAGACAGGAUGUCAUUUUUGUUGCAGAUACAGCAAAUGCAAUAUUGAUGUCACUUCAAGACAAAUCUCUGAACGUCCGGGCCAAAGCAGCCUGGUCCCUGGGCAACCUGACAGAUACUCUGAUUGUCAACAUGGAGACACCAGACCCCAGUUUCCAGGAAGAGUUCUCUGGUCUCCUGCUCCUGAAGAUGUUGCGAUCAGCGAUAGAAGCAUCCAGGGAUAAAGACAAGGUAAAAAGCAAUGCAGUCCGGGCCCUUGGAAAUUUGCUUCAUUUUUUGCAGCCGUCUCAUAUAGAAAAGCCCAGGUUUGCUGAAAUCAUUGAGGAGUCCAUCCAGGCCCUAAUUUCUACUGUUCUAAUUGAGGCCGCCAUGAAAGUCCGGUGGAAUGCCUGUUAUGCAAUGGGGAAUGUAUUUAAAAAUCCUGCUCUUCCGUUAGCCUUUGCUGGUUUCAGUGCCAGUGGGUUCUUUCUAGGAACAGCCCCAUGGACCUCCCAGGCCUACAACGCCCUGACAUCGGUUGUAACAUCAUGCAAGAAUUUCAAAGUGCGCAUCAGAUCCGCCACUGCCCUUUCCAUCCCAAGCAAGAGAGAGCACUAUGGCUCUGUUGACCAGUACGCUCAGAUCUGGAACGCAUUGGUCACUGCCUUACAGAAGAGUGAAGACACCACAGACUUUCUGGAAUUCAAGUACUGUGCCAGCCUACGGACCCAGAUCUGCCAGGCACUGAUUCAUCUCCUGAGCUUGGCCAGUGCCUCAGACCUGCCCUGCAUCCGAGAAACUCUUGAAUUGAAUGGGGACAUGGUGCAGUCAUUUAUCCUACAGUUUCUAAAAUCAGGAGCAGAGGGAGAGGACCCCGGAGCACCCCACAGCUCGCAUGAAAGAGGCCAGCUGGUCAGAAGGGCCCUGGAGCACGUAAGCAGUAUCCAGGCACUGACCGGUGACACUGCCAGGAGGGCCAUCAUGGGCUUUUUAGAAGAUAUCCUCACCAUUUAUUUUGACUCGUCUGGAUCCCAAGUAGCGAUCCCAGAAUUAACAAGUCGGUGAAUAGUCUGCCACACUUCUAAGUGUUAGGUGGUAAUAGAAAGACGUAAGCUUGACUACUAGAUAUGCAGGAUUUAGUUUUAGGGGCAGAAACAACCUGUUCACCUUUAUUUAGAAUAGGUUAGCAUCUACUGAAAUUUUUCCUUGAAAGGCUCAGCCACCUCAGAGAGUGGUUCCAUGGCAUUGGCCACGGUACAGGCUGCUGGAGCCUCUGACCUGUGUGGCAGAAGCCCGGAGACAGGGUUGAGUGCGGAUGGAGCAGAUCGGGUGGUCAUGAAGGGCGUUUAGCCUCACAAGGUAGAAACAAAACACAAAGGAAUUUAGAGAUUAGGAUGUUGUGUCUUGUAUCUCUGGGAAUUGUUUUGCUUUUAUAAUAAACUAAUGAAAAAUA